This is a messenger RNA of Aphanomyces invadans, 1218 nucleotides long. RefSeq lists its product as hypothetical. Bases 43 to 1071 code for a protein of 342 amino acids. Lineage: Eukaryota; Oomycota; Saprolegniomycetes; Saprolegniales; Verrucalvaceae. The transcript is spliced from 3 exons. The record is from RefSeq and is a predicted model, not a curated record.
CGACGAUCUGCUGGGCCAUGAGAGAAUGGCUCAAUCGCAAACAUGCAAGUGUCGAGUCGCAUGGAAGGCGCCCUCUUCGGGCUGUUCGUGGCCGAUGCCGUCGCCAUGCCAGUGCAUUGGAUGUACAACCUCGACCAACUCCAGGCAGACUACGGUCGCAUCACCGGCUACACCAAGCCCAAGGACACGUUUGUUGGGAGCAUCAUGAACUUGUCAAACACGGGAGGAGGCGGUCGGGGUAGCGACAAGGGCGAUGUUGUUGGGUCGGUAAUCCUGCACGGCAAGAAGAAGUACUGGGUUCGAGGAGGCAACUUCCACUACCACUUGGGGCUGCAAGCAGGUGAAAACACGCUGGAGGCGCAAUUGGCGAGAUUGCUCGUGCGAACGCUGUCGACGACGAAAGCAUCGUCGCCCGCGGCAGAAUUCCAGCAAGCCUACAUCGAGUUCAUGACAACCCCCGGGAGCCACAACGACACGUAUGCUUCAACAUGCCAUCGCAUGUUCUUUGCGAAUUGGGCGGCUGGGACGCCCCCAGCGGACUGCCCCGACAACGACGGCCACAACGUCGACGCGAUCGACCUCCUCACACUAACCAUUCCCAUCACGUUGAAGUAUGCUACUGCGUCGGUCGACGAACGAUAUCGCCACGUCCGAGAGAUUAUCGCCACGACUCGCCGCGCGCCAUCCAUGUCCAAAUACGCGGAAACGUACUCGGACAUCUUAGUCGCCGUUCUGCAUGGACAAGACCUCCGCACGGCCAUUUCACAGCACACGGCGGGCGACAUGGCGUCGUCGAUCCGUCGGAAGGACCCAAUGGUGGCAUGCUACAUGGAAUCAUCGUUUCCCGCGCUGCUGCACUUUGCCUACAAGUACGCUGACAGCCCCGAGGCCGCGGUCCUGGCCAAUGCCAACGCCGGGGGCGAAAACGUCGCGAGGGGGGCGGCCCUGGGGGCGUUGCUCGGUGCUGCCCACGGGAAGGCGAGGUUUCCCCAGUGGGCCCGUGAUGGGCUGUACGCCAAGGAUGCCAUCAACGCCGAGAUCGACGCCUUCUUGACGACGUUGAACACCUGACUUGGUAGUUUGCCGCAGUGCAAACCAUGAUUCGUAACAUGCUGGAUUCGUUGGACAGACCUAACUUCUCCGCCAUGACGGCCGCACUGAGUAGUAGCGCGGUGCAACCCAUGAUUUGAAGGCUACAACAUGACUGUCCAUUCCGAC